Messenger RNA from Cyprinodon variegatus (sheepshead minnow), 2078 nucleotides. RefSeq names its product kelch-like protein 4. Gene Ontology annotation, molecular function: protein binding. The coding region runs from base 44 to 1777 and encodes 577 amino acids. NCBI's taxonomy places the organism in Eukaryota, Metazoa, Chordata, Actinopteri, Cyprinodontiformes, Cyprinodontidae. The transcript is spliced from 3 exons. The record is from RefSeq and is a predicted model, not a curated record.
AUUUUGCUUAAUUGCAUUUGCAAAGUUAAUCAUUCAUCUUGAAAUGGAGUUUACCAGGCGCUACCUUCCAAUGGAGUGGGAAGAGCGAUGGCGGAAAGAGAAGGAGAGGAGAAAAAGAAUGAUUGAAGAAGGUGGAGAAGGGUUAGAAAGAGACAACAAUGAACUGAGGCAGAUUGUUGCUUAUAACAAUUCAAAGAUGGGCCUAAAAAGUCUGGGUGAUAAGACCGAAGAAAAUGACUUGAGAAAGACUGAAAUUGAUAUGGAAUCGACCAGUGAAUGUAUGAGUGGUAAGGGAUUCGGGGAUGUUGGACAGCACGUCUGCACAUACUCAAGCAGAACCUUUCAUAAGGACAUAUUUAAGACUCUGAAAGAACUGCAGAAUUCCUCUCUUCUUACAGACCUGACACUGACUACUGAGAAUGGCAGAAACUUCAAUGUGCACUCCCUUAUCCUAGCUGCUGUCAGUGGCUUUAUUUUAGAAAAACUAAAUGAAAUAAAUGUGUUCCAGUCUUGGAAUACUGAGGGGAAAAUCAAAAUGAGGUCAGUACUAAUAGGUUCCGAAGUUGAUGAAGUUGGGCUUCAAGCAAUUAUUGAGUUUGCUUAUUGCGGGGAUGUAUCGAUUUUGAACAAGGACACAAUAACUCAAAUCAAGACUGCAGCCGAAGUACUGAAGGUUCCAAGACUUCUGGAUCUCUGCAACAACAUGGAUACAAGAUGUGAAGAUCAAUGUCCAAAAAUAGAGCAAGACAUUACUUUUGCAGAUGUUAAUCUAAAAAAUACUCUUCAGUCCAUUGAAAGAAUGUGGAGAGACAAAGUUGGAUGUGAUGUCAUCUUGGAAGUGGAUGGCACUUUUUUCCAUGUUCAUAGAGUUAUCCUGGCAGCAAGCAGUGACUACUUCCGUGGGAUGUUUACCAGUGGAAUGAAGGAAUCCCAUCAAAACUACAUUGCCCUUCCAUUUAUUCCAUCUUGUGAAUUAGAGACACUAAUUAAUUGGUCCUAUAGGGGGACCCUUGUGCUUAGCUGGGAUUCUGUUUUUGAGAUAACCUGCACUGCCCUCCAGCUUCAGUUUCAACCUGCUUUCUUGCUUUGCCUCAGAUUCUUGCAAGAACAAAUACAUAUUAACUCAUGCCUGGAUGUGGCAUCUUUUGCUGAAGCAUAUGGCUUGUCAGGGCUGCUUGAGGAAGCUAAUGACUUUAUACUGAGGAACUUCAGGGAAGUAUCUGCAACUGCUAAGUUUCAAGACCUUGCAGCAGAGAAUUUUGUCCACGCCUUGGACCAGGCUAUCAGUGGCUAUGGGGUCACUGCCAUAAAUGGAGGCAUUUUCAUCUCUGGAGGUUUUAACUGUAAAUAUGUGUGUCUGGUUACCAUGUUCCUUUACCACCCAGAGAGUGGAAGUAUCUACCUGGCUGACAUGUCCAAUGACAGAGCCCAACAUUGUAUGGAAGCAUUGCAAGGAUGUCUUUAUGUGGCUGGGGGUGUUUGUAACAUGAGGAAGUUCUACACUGAUCAACUAGCCUGUGAGGUGUAUAAUCCAGUGACUGACACCUGGACUGACUUUGCAUCACUGCCAGUACCCCAUGUUGGUGCUGCAUCAGCUGUCCUGGAGGAGAAGAUCUAUGUUCUGGGAGGAUACUGCCAGGAUGAUUACAGCGAGUCAGGACUGGUCCAUCGCUUCGAUCGUGGUUUGCAGCGUUGGGAGAACAUGGGCAAACUACCAGGAGCUGUUACUGACAUUAAGGCUUGUCUUAUCAACUUGCCCCAGCAUUUCAGACUUUAACCAAUUGAUCUGAAUAACGGAGCAUUACAGAUGAAAUAAAACCAGACGUUCUGACUUGAAAACAUAAACAGCCACUUGGAAAACAUAUUAUCACCCUUUUAAGUUAUAUUUUAUCAUGAUUUGAACAGAGAACAUCUCAGAGCUGAUUCCUUCAGAUCAACUCAGAAGUUUUAAAUGAAAAGAAAUGUAUAUAUUUGAAUAUUGAGUUGUGUGUAUUCCAAUUGCACUGCAUGUUUUUCCUGACUCGCUUGAAGCCCCUUUCAACAUCUAUGAGUUUUGAAAAACUGAGUUAGGAGUAGUA